Messenger RNA from Vigna radiata var. radiata (mung bean), 905 nucleotides. Its product is annotated as PRA1 family protein F2. Lineage: Eukaryota; Viridiplantae; Streptophyta; Magnoliopsida; Fabales; Fabaceae. The coding region runs from base 82 to 657 and encodes 191 amino acids. Gene Ontology annotation, cellular component: endoplasmic reticulum; Golgi apparatus. The transcript has a single exon. The record is from RefSeq and is a predicted model, not a curated record. Gene Ontology annotation, biological process: vesicle-mediated transport.
UGUUUAUCUUUGUUCGUGAAAAACCAAGGAAGGAAAGAAAGAAAGAAAGCAAGAAAGCAAGAAAGAAGUGUUUCGGCAACUAUGACUAACUACGGCACAAUCCCAACUUCCUCUUCACCUUCCACCAACCUCGAGUUUAUCUCACGCGCCAAGCAGCGGGUCAAGGAGGGUCUCGCCACGCGCCGUCCAUGGAAGAUCAUGUUCAACUUCCGCUCCUUCGCCCUUCCGGCCGGUUUCUCCGACGCCGUGAGGCGCGUGCGGGAGAACGUCGGCUACUUCCAGAUGAACUACGCCAUCGUGGUGCUCAUAGUGCUCUUCCUCAGUCUCCUCUGGCAUCCAAUAUCGCUGAUCGUGUUCGUGGUGCUCGUGGCGGCGUGGCUCUUCCUUUACUUCCUCCGCGACGAGCCGCUCGUCGUGCUCGGCCGGAUGAUCAGCGACCGCGUCGUGCUCGUCGUCAUGGCGGUGCUGACCAUCGCCCUCCUCCUCCUCACCGGUGCCGUCUCCAACAUCCUGGUGGCACUCCUCAUCGGAGUGGUCUUGGUGGUGGCGCACGCCGCCUUCAGAAGAACCGAUGAUUUGUUCUACGACGAAGAAGAGGCCACUGCUCGCUUCGUUCCUCCUCCUCCUAAUCCUCAUCCCGGUGCUCCUCUUUCUUGAUCCCCAAUCUUCUCUUUCCCUUUCGUGUUUUUCUCUUCUCUGAAUUUUUUUAUUUCGUCAAUUCGGUAAAUAAUUUUAGAUUCCGUUCAGCUUCUUCCGUCUCUUUCAGUUUUAUGCUUCAUUUUUUGUUGCCUUUUUGAAUGGGAAGUUUGGAAUUUGUGUAGCUAAAGAUGUUGAGUGCUCUCGAUGAACUGAAAUUCAUUGUUUUCGUUUAAUUUAGUUUAAUAUAAAUUUUAUCCCUUCUGUGA